CAAAAAUCUGAUUAGUCUCGCUUUCCGUUAAUUCGUUCCUGCUGACGUCACACAACGAUGGCUAUAAUCUCUGAAACUUCCGACGACGGCUCUAACGGUGGCGUACCAAACAAGAAAUCCGAAGAACUCCACAAGAACCCUAAAGAAGAAGAAGAAGAGAAUCAAAACGAGAAACCGAAAGAAGAAGAUCAAGAAGACGAUCAUCAAGAAGAAGAAGCAGAGAAUCUUCCUCCGAUACCUCGACGAAUCCCACAAGCACUCAUCAGAAGUACCGUCGCACUCAUCCGAAGAUGUCACUACCCGUCGCUAUCUCUCUUCUCUAAAGCCUUUCGUCGCGUAAUCUCUUCGCCGGAACUCCACCACAGACGCUUGAGUCUCCACCUAACCGAACCGGUUCUUUACGCUUUGAUCGGAUUCCCUUCUCAUGGUUUCCCGAGCUGGUUCAUUCUCAACCACAACAUUCCAAGAAACAUCCCAUUAAGACUGAGCGAAAUCGGUUCACUUCCUCGUAUGAAUCCUGGUUCUGCUGUGGUCACAAUCGGCUACAAGAUUUUGGAUCCAUGGUGUGUUCAACGUCAGAUACAGGUGUAUGAUCCAAAUGGAAUGUUUUGGACUCCUGUGAUGGGUUUACAUAAUUUGCCUAAUCUGAAUUACUUCAAUUUGGAAGGUGAAGGAUCUUUUGAUUACAUCUACUAUUUUGAGCAGCUUGUUGAUUUCAGAGCAAAUAUGAAGAAAAAAGUGGUGCAGAAGCUGUUAUAUAUAUCUGACACCUUAUAGAGUAAAUCAUCUUUCUUUACCUUUGUGCAAAAAUGUGAAUACUCUUUCAGAAUUAGCCUUGUGUUUGUGUAGAGUCGGCUACUCUUUUGUACUAAAACUCUUACGAGACU
Arabidopsis arenosa is the source of this 887-nucleotide messenger RNA. The record is from the annotation of a GenBank genome assembly. NCBI's taxonomy places the organism in Eukaryota, Viridiplantae, Streptophyta, Magnoliopsida, Brassicales, Brassicaceae.